AUGGCUAAACCUGCAAAACUCCAGAACAAUGAAAAUUAUGCUGUGGCUCACACAAUCGGUGAAGAGGAGCAAUCCAAGUAUCUAAGGCGUGAUAUAAUGUUCGUUUCAAAUAUCGACAACAGUGGCGCCACAUUAGAUUUAAAAAUUGCUCAGUUCGCAUGCGAUGAAGCUGUCGAGUACAUUAUGGAAUGCACAGCAAAGACUGAGAACGACAUAAAGGGUGGCACGUUGAUUGACAUUGCUGGACAAUUGAUGCAUUUGGAAAUUCCUCAAGUUCCUCCAGAGCGUCUUGACGAGUUUUGCUCCACUCGAACAUUUAAAAUUUUUAAUACUAACAACAUCUGGGUGAAUCUGAAAGCUGUGAGGGAACGAUUGGAAGCGAUCUCAAGUGAAAUUAUUGUUAAUAAAAAGGUAAAAUUUGUGUGA
Angiostrongylus costaricensis is the source of this 426-nucleotide messenger RNA. Lineage: Eukaryota; Metazoa; Nematoda; Chromadorea; Rhabditida; Metastrongylidae. The record is from the annotation of a GenBank genome assembly.